Molecule: messenger RNA, 3114 nt
Organism: Naegleria fowleri
Lineage: Eukaryota; Heterolobosea; Eutetramitea; Acrasida; Naegleriidae
Exons: 2
Coding region: 1-3114 (1037 amino acids)
Cellular component (GO): membrane
Molecular function (GO): ABC-type transporter activity; ATP hydrolysis activity; ATP binding
Source: RefSeq, a predicted model, not a curated record
AUGUCCUCAGCACUCAGCGAGCCUCUUAUUUGCAACAACUAUUCAGAGCUUGCUGGAGUGGUUGGUCAAACACCUCCUGAAUCCAUUCAUUCUGCUGUCAAUCAAACAGAGGACUACAAACCCAAUGUUCCUCCAAUAGGAAGCUAUGUGAUAAAAGGAGGAGAAGGAGGCUUUGUUCAAGAAGUUGAAACCGAUGGAAUGGACUAUGAUUCGGAAGAUGAUGAUUACGAUUUAUCACAACAUGACUUUUCUGGUCAACAUCGACAUCACAGAAUGAGUAUGGCACCUAAACAAAUGAAACGAUUCAAAGUCAUCACAGGUAUUGUCACACUCGUCAUGAUCAUUCUCAUCAUCAUGGGUCUGGUCUUGUUUCCUCUCAUCUAUUUUGUGAACUUUUUAACACACCCCGAUAGGAGUCAAACAGUCAUCAUGACUCCAUACAUUCCGGAUGUUCCUUUCUAUCAUCCGAGUUUCACACCUCCAUAUCUUCAAGCGAAUAUUAACAUCACCACACCUUUAAAUGCUCGAUUUAUUCUUUUCUCGUUUUCAGCAAAUGCUACUGUUCAAGCUGCUGUCAUUAGAAAACAAGCCGCGUUUGAAACAUUUAUGGAUCUUGCAGCCAAAGCUGCUCUUUCAUUGAAUACCAUGUCCAGCUUUAUAUUCGACAAGCCUUUGGAUCGAUCUGUUUUUGUAGUAUCACCUACCACGUUUGGAACUCGAUUCUUUUCACUUGGAGUGCUCAAUAAUUCAGGAAUGUAUGAUGACGAGAGCGAUUUCAAUGUUGCAACAAAUACGACCAUUCCAAGAAAUACUUCUACCAUUUACAUGGUUUGGAGAAAUACAGAUAAUUCCUUAACUCCAAUUCAACUCAAAUUUUGGUAUUGGCUAGAAUUUGAUGACAAUAGACAUCUAAAAGCAUUUACAGGUGGUGCUAUUUGCAUUGCAAUUGCAAUUAUUCUCAUUUCGAUUAUUAUUCUGAAUACCAAGACAACAACACUCGUUAUAUACUAUCUCGUUCGAAAUUUAAGACCAAGUGGAAGAAAACGCUUUUUAAAUGAUAUCAAACAACUAAGGACUACUUCAAGGAGUGAAUUCAAGGAGAGAGAUGUGCUAUGGACAAGAGGAGCUGAUAUCACUUUUCACAAUUUGGCUUUCACCUCAUUCUCUGGAAAAACAAUUUUACAUCCAAUCAGUGGAAUUUUACAAGCAGGCAGAUUUACAGCAAUUAUGGGGCCUUCAGGCUCGGGAAAAUCAACAUUUGUCAACUCAUUAUGUAAGAGAGCUAAUAAUGGUAAACAAAGUGGAAAAAUUUUGAUUGACAACAGAGAAAUUACGGAGGAGACAAGCAAAAUAAUUGGAUUUGUCACUCAAGAGGAUACGAUGGCACAAUGUAUGACUGUCAGGGAGACUUUGGAAUUCAGCAUUACUUACAGAAAGAAUCGAACGUUUAACAAGAAGGAAAGAAUAUCUGCCAUUUUAGACAGAUUAGGUUUAUCCAAGGUCCAAAACUCCUUCACAAAAGUAUGCAGCGGAGGAGAGAAGAGAAGAACAUCGAUUGGUAUUGAACUGUGUGCAGACACUCCUGUUCUCAUACUGGAUGAGCCAACAAGUGGACUCGAUUCAGAAACUGCCCUCUCGCUAUGCCAAACAUUAAGAGAACUCUCUGAAAAGUGCAACUUGAAUAUUAUUUGUGUUAUCCACCAACCAUCCUUAGAAAUUUUAAAACAGUUUCAUGAUAUCAUGCUUUUCAGUGAAGGACGGCUUCUCUUUCACGCUCCAGUUUCUACUGUUGUGAAUGUUCUACGUGAAAAAAUUCCAGCAGAUGAAAUUCGAAAUAAUCCAGCAGAUGAAAUAUUGCGAACGCUCAUUGCACCUCAAGGUGAAUUUCUAGUGGAUGAAAUCAUUAGAAAAACACAAGAAAAAGUUCUACAUGCAAGUCAGAAGAAGAGUUUAUUUUCUAAUGGUGACGAAUCGUAUCGAGAUUCAUUCACUGAGGACAGCUACAAACGCUCGUAUUCAACACGAGCCGUUUAUUACAACAACAACAACCACUCUGAUGCAGCUUUCAUAACCAUCAACAAUAGCAACAAUUCCAAACUCCACAAUAUUUCUGCACAAGCCUAUCGAACUGCUCCAUUUUUUGUUCAAUUUAUUAUUUGCUUUGUGAGAAGCUUUAAACAAUUUUACAGAGAUUGGACCACCAUCCUUAUUGAGAAUGCCAUUUGUCUUGGAAUUGGAAUUUUAAUUGGCCAAAUUUUCAAAGGACUUUCGUUUGCAGGAGCAGUUCCUGAAAGCUUGUACAUGCAAUGCCCUAUAUCAUUGCGUGGAAAUGCCAUGAUUCCACAGUCCGAUUUAAUUUCGCCUUACUCUACUUUUUUUAAUAUUGCCAUCUCUCUGGUUUCUAUCAUGAGAGGAUUGCUUGUUUUUGGAAAUGACAUGAAUAAUUUUAAGAGAGAGUGUUAUUCUGGUCUCAAUAGUUGGAUGUAUUACUUGGCAAAGGAUGUAGUUUCGAUGGUUGUCGUACUUUUUCUCUCUCUAUCAUUCACCAUAGGAUUACAAGUGGCAUCUCCUCAUACCAACUUUGGUAUUUUGUGGAUGGUCAUCUUUGGAACCAUGUUGGCAAGCUUUCCUAUUGGUUAUAUCAUUUCAUACUUUUUCACACCACACACGUCACAGUUAGCUGCUUCGCUUGUGGUCAUGAUAUUUUUUGCUAUGAGUGGAAAUCAACCAUCGAUUCCAGAAAUGGAAACCUAUGCAUUUCCACUCACCUAUAUUCAUGUCAUUUCGUAUUUGAAAUAUGUCAAGGGCUUAAUUUUCAUGUUGGAGCUUGAAACAAGAAGAGGAAAAGAGACGUUGAACGAAGUGUUAAAGAUGUAUGGCUUUGAAAUUGAAGCAUUAAGUUAUUACGUCUAUGCGCUAAUAUUUUGGAUUAUUGUUUGGAGAUUUAUAUCUAUUUAUUGCUUAUGGGCAUGGAAACCAAGAAGCUUAUUCAGUAAGAUUGUCUAUUACGUCAAGUUGAUGAUUGGUAAAAUUUAUGGACGCAUCAGCAAUGCAGGUUCCACAGUAAAGCUCACAAUGAAAAGAAGAAUGUCAAGCACGAUGCACGAUUUUUGA